This is a messenger RNA of Geodia barretti, 360 nucleotides long. Lineage: Eukaryota; Metazoa; Porifera; Demospongiae; Tetractinellida; Geodiidae. The record is from the annotation of a GenBank genome assembly.
AUGGACAAGACCGUCAUCGUGGCUGUGGAGUGGCGCCGACCACACCGCAUCUACAAGAAGCCGGUCAGGCGAAAGACGCGGUUCAUGGUGCAUGACCCUGAAAACGAGUGCAAGCUCGGCGAUACGGUACGAAUCCGGGAAGGCCGUCCGUUGUCUAAGACCAAGCGUUGGCGCGUCAUGGACAUACUACAGCGAGAGGACAUCGCCGAGGUGCAGCCGGGAGAGUUGACUGCCUCAGACGAGAGCAACAUCAUCGCAGAGGCACAGGCAAUUGUCGAUGUGAGUGCGAAAGUUGCGUACGAGGACGACGCUCCCGAGACAGAUGUAUCGGAAGAGAUCGACGACAGCCCCACGCAAUAG